Trifolium pratense (red clover) is the source of this 3640-nucleotide messenger RNA. Its product is annotated as BTB/POZ domain-containing protein NPY2. The coding region runs from base 1350 to 3230 and encodes 626 amino acids. NCBI's taxonomy places the organism in Eukaryota, Viridiplantae, Streptophyta, Magnoliopsida, Fabales, Fabaceae. Gene Ontology annotation, molecular function: protein binding. The record is from RefSeq and is a predicted model, not a curated record. The transcript is spliced from 5 exons.
GACAAAAAAAUGGUAAGUAUAGCCAAGUUUGAGUUGAGUUUGGGAUGUGGCUUUUGCUGCACACACAGCACACUACACUAUGGUCUAUUAUCUAUAAUCUAUAAUCUAUUCUAUGGCUUUUAUUUGAUUUCAUCAAAGCUCAACUGAACCAACCAAGACCAUUAAUGACCACCAUUAAAUAAUUUUGAAAGGUGAUAUCAAAAAGCAACCUCAAGUGUCAGUUUUAGCGUGCAUUACUUAACAACUUUGUUACUCCUGUGUGUGUCUUGUUUUAUGUUUGUGUCUCACUCUUUACCAAAAAUUCAAUGUUGUGGUACACACUGUUUUACCAAAAAUUUUAGACCCAAAUGAAUUAGGAAAGUGUGCCAAACCAAGCAACAAAAGAAAAAGUAUGGUAUAAUAAUUUUGAAUAUGUUUUAACAUUUCUUAACUGUUUUGUAUUCUGUGUACUCAUUCUCUGAUUGUUUCUGCUGUUUUCUCUUCACCCUUCUUCUGGUUUACCUGAAAGUUUAUAACUUUACUAUUACUACUUCAAAGUUCUAUACACUGUCAUAGAUAGCACUAUUCACCAUUUUUCUUUUCCAUUUUCUAGUAAACUCUUAGUUAAUGUAAGAUCUUUUACUUUACUUUGUUAAUGCCUUUGUUUUAACUUAAUUUCAGCUUCAUGGUUGUGCUGUGAGUGUGAUAUUUCUUAGUAAUGGUUUUUUUAGCUCUAAAUUUGAAAAGGGUAUGUGUGUUUUUUUUCCUCACUAUUUUGAUGGGUUUUGUAUUUUUUAGGGUUUGUUUAAACAAUGACUCAAAUGGGUUAUGUGUGAAGUUUUUUAUCUUGUGAUUAGUUGGAAAAAAAAUUGAAUCUUGGGUGUUGUUGUGGUCUACACGGAGAGUGAUUUUUGGUAGUUGUCAUUUUGAUAUUUUUUUUUCUAUAUGUGUGGUUGAGAGUUUAACACCACAUAGUAUGAUAGUAGUAUUGAGUUAUGAUCUUGUCUAACAAUAUUUUAGUAGAUUUUUGUUUGUUACAUUCUGGUGGGUUGAUUCUUCAGAUUUUCAGUUUGAGUUUUUUUUAUAUAUUGCAACUUGUUGAUGUAUGAUUGUUCAUUAAUUAAUUAGUUAAUUAAUAUAUUAAACUUCAUAUUUGUGAUCUUGUUCAUUUAUUCCAUACUUGGCAAAAGAUUCUUGUUGUCUACAGUUUUGGUGGUUUUUUCAACUGAUACCAAGAUGCUGUUUUCAGUUGAAGGUUUUCAAACUUCAACGGGAUGUUUGAAUUAGGAAUCACAAACUGAGUAGCAGUGAAGUUUUUUUUGUUUGAGUUAUCAUCUUCUUAGAGGAAAGUAGAUCUUAUAUUGUCAAAGAUGAAGUUUAUGAAACUUGGUUCCAAGCCAGAUACCUUUCAGACUGAUGCCAACAACAAUGUUAGGUAUGUGGCUGGUGAUUUGGCAUCAGAUAUCGUUGUUAGCAUAGGGGAUAUGAAGUUUUACUUACACAAGUUUCCUCUCAUAUCGAAGAGUUCUCACUUACAGAAGUUGAUCUCCCUCAAUAACGAAGAAAACAUAGAUGAAAUUCAAAUUUCCGACAUUCCUGGUGGUGCAAGUGCCUUUGAGAUAUGUGCUAAGUUUUGCUAUGGCAUGACUGUUACCCUUAAUGCUUACAAUGUGAUUGCCACUAGAUGUGCAGCAGAGUAUCUUGGAAUGCAUGAAAACAUCGAGAAAGGAAACCUUCUUUACAAGAUCGAUGUUUUCCUUAACUCUAGCAUUUUUCGUAGUUGGAAGGAUUCAAUCAUCAUUCUUCAGACUACAAAGUCCAUGUUACCCUUGGACGAGGAGCAAAAGGUUGUUACUCGUUGCAUUGAAUCUAUAGCAAACAAGGCGUCUGUUGAUGUGUCCAAAGUUGAUUGGUCUUAUUCGUAUAACAGAAAAAAGCUUCCGGAGGAAAAUGGGAUUGAGUCAAACCAAAAUGGAGUCAGAACUCGACAUGUGCCAAAAGACUGGUGGGUUGAAGAUUUAUCUGAGCUUGAAGUUGACAUGUAUGAAUCUGUGAUUAAAAAUAUCAUAACCAAGGAAAUUCAAACUAAUGAUGUAAUUGGCGAAGCCUUGAAAGCUUAUGCUUACAGAAAGUUGCCAAAUUUCAGCAAGGGUAUGGUCCCAUGUGGGGAUGUGUCGAAGCAUCGGUUGAUAGUUGAAACUAUUGUGAAGUUGUUGCCUUCUGAGAAAGGCAGUGUUUCGUGUCGGUUCUUAGUCAAGUUAUUGAAAGCUGCAAUUUUUGUAGAAUCAGAAGAUAGGAUUAAAGAAGAGCUAGUAAAGAGAAUUGGCCAGCAACUGGAGGAGGCUUCGGUAAAUGAUAUUUUGAUUCGAGCACCAGAUGGUGAGACUACAAUGUAUGAUGUCGGUAUAGUACAAAACAUUGUAAGGGAGUUUCUUAUGAAAGAUCAUAAUUCUGAGAUUCAAUCGGUUGAAGGUGGUGAACUUGAGGGGAUUCUUAAGCCAGGAAUAUUAUCAGAUGCUUCUAAGCUGAUGGUUGCAAAACUCAUAGAUAGUUACCUUGCUGAAAUCGCAAAGGAUCCUAAUUUACCAUUGUCAGAUUUCGUUAAUCUUGCUGAGUUGGUCUCAAACAUCUCUCGUCCUGCUCACGAUGGCAUUUACAGGGCUAUUGACACAUAUUUGAAGGAGCACCCUGGGAUUAACAAAGGCGAAAAGAAGCGAAUAUGCAAGUUGAUGGAUUGCAGAAAGCUAUCAGUUGAUGCAUGUUUGCAUGCAAUACAAAACGAGAGGCUGCCGUCACGUGUAGUUGUGCAGGUACUAUAUUUCGAGCAAGUCAGAACCGCUGCAUCAUCAGGUACUAGCACUCCAGACAUAAUAACUAAAGGAAUCAAAGACUUGAGCAUUGGAUCCAAUGGUAGCUCAAGGUCCGGGACAACUAAUCCAGAAGACGACACAGACGGUUCAGCAACAGCCGAGGAACUAAAGGCAUUAAGAAAGGAACUUGCGUCGUUGAGACUAAGUAACGGAGUUGGAAACAGUUUCAAAGACGGAGAUGCUAAACCAAAAAUGGAUAAGGCUGUUAUUGGGAAGAUGAAAGGGUUGUUGAAGUCAAAGAAGUCUUUCAUUAAGCUAUGGGCAAGCAAAGGUGGACAUGGUGAAAAUAGUGGUUCGGAUUCAUCCGAGAGUAUUGGUUCUGCUAACCCUGAAGAAGUUAAAUCUACACCAUCAAGAAAUAGGAGGCAUUCAGUUUCCUAAAAAAGUAGUUGUUGGUUAAUUUUCUUGGUUUUCUGCAGUUGUUUCUUUACUUUCUUUUUUUGGGUUAGUUUCUUUAUGUUAAGAGGACCUCAAAACUAGUGGUUUAUCUCUUUUUCUAAAUUAAGGGCUCGUUCAGUGUGAUAGUAAGUUUUUGGUUUAUGGUUUUGAAACUUAUUCAGGGUUUAUGAAAAUUUCAAAACGCAAAACCAAAAACUAAACCAUACCAAACGGAGCCAUGAGUAAAAGUACAUACAGUUUAAAAUAGUAAAAUUGUGAAGAAUGUAAUUCAUGUAAUCCAUGGCAUCUAUCCUAUCAAAGUAGUUAAAAAAAAAAAAGGAAGUCCAAUAGAUUAAUGGAAAAGUAUCGAAGGAGAUGAUUUACUGAUAUAUGUGGGAUUAAUUUUACUGAUA